UUAUCGAUAAGUCCUCAGCACGUGUUGUUCGUUUGAUUUGGAUUUCUGAUUUUAGUUAAUUUCUUUCAAUAUAAAAUACAAAUGGCUGAAGAAGGACCCCCCGAGGCAAGCAUUGACUUUGUACCCGCGUUGUGCUUUGUGCCACGCGGAGUUGCCAAGGAUCGCCCCGAUAAGAUUGUGCUGACACAAGGCGAGUUGGCCAGAAUCAUUGGCGCCACGCAGCAGGAGCUGGAGGAGGACAGUGAGGACGAUGACGAAGGUGAUGAGACAGCAGCUGGUGACGCAGGCAUGGACGUGGAUGAGGACAAUGACGAUGCCAAUAGCGAGAAUCGCAAUCCGCAGGACGAGUUCGAUUUCAAUGCGUAUGACAACGAGGAGAACGCAACGGUCACGAGUUUGGCCAACAUUGUAGAUGCCGGUGAGCAGGUGCCCGAUGAAGACGAAGACUCUGAGGCUGAGGACGAGGUUAUCAAGCCCAGUGACAACUUGAUUCUGGUGGGUCAUGUCCAGGAUGACGCCGCCUCCAUGGAGGUGUGGGUGUUCAAUCAGGAGGAGGAGGCGCUCUACACACACCACGACUUCCUGCUGCCCAGCUUUCCCCUCUGCAUCGAGUGGAUGAACCACGAUGCGGGCAGCGAUAAGCCGGGCAACAUGUGCGCCAUUGGAUGCAUGGACCCGAUCAUAACGGUGUGGGACUUGGAUAUUCAGGACUCCAUCGAGCCCACGUUUAAGCUGGGCUCCAAGGGCAGUCGCAAACAUCAGAAGGAGCAGUAUGGCCACAAGGAUGCCGUUCUGGAUCUCUCCUGGAACCGUAACUUCGAGCACAUAUUGGCCAGUGGCUCGGUCGAUCGUACACUGAUCCUCUGGGAUAUGGAUGAGGGACAACCGCACACUACCAUCACCGCUUUUGAGGAGAAAGUCCAGACUUUGGAGUUCCACCCCACGGAGGCUCAGAGCAUUCUAACCGGGUGUUCUGACGGAUACGUGCGGCUCUUCGAUUGCCGCGACGCUGAGGCCGUGAACUCGUCCAGCAUCCAGUGGAAGGUGGAUGGCGAGGUGGAGAAGGUUCUCUGGCACCCCACCCAAACAGACUAUUUCAUCAUUGGCACGAACGACGGCAGUCUCCACUAUGCCGAUAAGCGCACACCCAACCAAAUCUUGUGGUCCGUAAAAGCCCACAACGAGGAAAUCUCCGGGGUGUGCUUCAACAGCCAAAUGCCCAAUCUGCUGACUUCCACCUCCACGGAGGGCACUCUGAAAGUGUGGAACUUCAGCGGCACCGAGGCAAAGCAUGUCUACGAACACGAGUUCAACAUGGGUCGUCUGCAGUGCAUGCGCCAAUGCCCGGAGGACCCAUACACGCUUGCAUUCGGGGGAGAGAAGCCUCCGCGGUGUGCUAUCUACAACAUAAAGAACUCCGUAGCGGUGCGUCGGACAUUCGGUAUUGACGAUUCCGAGUCUUAGAUAUGCUGAUGUUUUUGCAUUCACGAUUUAAGAACAUUUUAUAAAUAUAUUAUAUGGCUAAUGUGUAAGGAUCCAAAACGUGUCAGUUGUUUAAACUUAAACCGUAUCUAAAACGUAGAGUAGAAAUGUACAGAAAUUAUAUUA
Molecule: messenger RNA, 1608 nt
Organism: Drosophila subobscura
Lineage: Eukaryota; Metazoa; Arthropoda; Insecta; Diptera; Drosophilidae
Gene: nclb
Product: periodic tryptophan protein 1 homolog
Exons: 1
Coding region: 82-1464 (460 amino acids)
Biological process (GO): rRNA processing
Cellular component (GO): nucleus
Molecular function (GO): protein binding
Source: RefSeq, a predicted model, not a curated record